Messenger RNA from Anguilla rostrata (American eel), 4478 nucleotides. RefSeq names its product CCCTC-binding factor (zinc finger protein) (gene ctcf). The coding region runs from base 284 to 2626 and encodes 780 amino acids. Gene Ontology annotation, cellular component: nucleus. Gene Ontology annotation, biological process: regulation of transcription by RNA polymerase II. NCBI's taxonomy places the organism in Eukaryota, Metazoa, Chordata, Actinopteri, Anguilliformes, Anguillidae. The transcript is spliced from 13 exons. Gene Ontology annotation, molecular function: DNA-binding transcription factor activity, RNA polymerase II-specific; RNA polymerase II cis-regulatory region sequence-specific DNA binding. The record is from RefSeq and is a predicted model, not a curated record.
CUGGGCGAACCUCUCCGCGCAGGCGCAUUUCCCGGCUCUAGGCCGCCAUUUUGUGCAGAGCCUACUCUGCUAAAGCGGGAGAGGAUUAAAACCACCGGAGGAGAAGGGCGCGUUUCUACAUCAUCGCAGACAGAGCACAGAACGGACCCCGGACUUUCAUUCGAAUUCGACGAGAAAAUAAACAGACAAAAGCAGGUUGAGGUGUAGAUAGCAGCAGUCAGCAGAGUUCAGGCAGGUCUUUGAUUCACCAGAUGCAGGGAGUUGAGAAGACGCAUGUCUAAAGAUGAAGUUUCCACUGUUGGUACAGGUCAUACCCAUGGAGGGCGAGCCGACCGAUGCGGUGGUGGACGAGGGGGGCGACGCCUUCAAGGCCAAGGAGUGCAAGACGUACCAGCGGCGGCGCGAGGGCGGCCCCGAGGAGGACGACGAGGAGGCGGUGGGGGCGGAGCUCCUGCAGCAGGCCCAGGCCGCCGGGAUGGAGGUGGGGGCCGAGCAGCAGGCCCAGGGCGAGGUGGGCGUGGUCAGCGUCAACAGCGGCGUGGGCAUGAUGGUGAUGGAGCAGCUGGACCCCACUCUGCUGCAGAUGAAGGCCGAGGUGAUGGAGGCAGGCGUCGGGGUGGGCGUGGCGGGCACCGCCCACGAGGCCACGGUAACCACGGUGGACGACACGCAGAUCAUCACGCUGCAGGUGGUGAACAUGGAGGAGCAGCAGCUCGGCCUGGGCGAGCUGCAGCUGGUGCAGGUGCCCGUCUCCGCCGUGCCCGUCUCCGCCACCACCGCUGUGGUGGACGAGCUGCAGGGCACCUUCGUGGACGCCACGGCCAUGCCCAAGGACGGGGAGCCCGUCAUCUGCCACACCCUGCCCCUUCCCGAAGGAUUCCAGGUGGUGAAGGUGGGCGCCAACGGGGAGGUGGAGACGGUGGAGCAGGAUGAGCUGCAGCCGCAGGAGCCCCCCGAGCCCCAGAACGAGGACCCGUCCUGGGCCAAGGACCCCGACUACCACCCGCCCAAGCGGACCAAGAAGACCAAGAAGAGCAAGCUGCGCUACGACACGGAGGAGGGCAAGGACAUGGACGUGUCCGUCUACGACUUCGAGGAGGAGCAGCAGGAGGGGCUGCUGUCCGAGGUCAACGCCGAGAAGGUGGUGGGCAACAUGAAACCGCCCAAGCCCACCAAGAUCAAGAAGAAAGGAGUGAAGAAGACAUUCCAGUGCGAGCUGUGCAGCUACACGUGCCCGCGGCGCUCCAACCUGGACCGCCACAUGAAGAGCCACACGGACGAGAGGCCGCACAAGUGCCACCUGUGCGGGCGCGCCUUCAGGACCGUCACCCUGCUGAGGAACCACCUGAACACGCACACGGGCACCAGGCCGCACAAGUGCGGGGACUGCGACAUGGCCUUCGUGACCAGCGGGGAGCUGGUCCGACAUCGCCGCUACAAGCACACCCACGAGAAGCCCUUCAAGUGCUCCAUGUGCGACUACGCCAGCGUGGAGGUGAGUAAGCUAAAGAGGCACAUCCGCUCUCACACGGGCGAGCGGCCCUUCCAGUGCAGCCUGUGCAGCUACGCCAGCAGGGACACCUACAAGCUGAAGAGACACAUGAGGACCCACUCAGGCGAGAAGCCGUACGAGUGCUACAUCUGCCACGCCCGCUUCACCCAGAGCGGCACCAUGAAGAUGCACAUCCUGCAGAAGCACACGGAGAACGUGGCCAAGUUCCACUGCCCCCACUGCGACACCGUCAUCGCCCGCAAGAGCGACCUGGGGGUGCACCUGAGGAAGCAGCACUCUUACAUCGAGCAGGGCAGGAAGUGCCGCUACUGCGAGGCGGUCUUCCACGAGCGCUACGCCCUCAUCCAGCACCAGAAGUCCCACAAGAACGAGAAGCGCUUCAAAUGCGACCAGUGCGACUACGCCUGCCGGCAGGAGCGCCACAUGGUGAUGCACAGACGCACGCACACCGGGGAGAAGCCCUACGCCUGCAGCCACUGCGAGAAGACCUUCCGCCAGAAGCAGCUGCUGGACAUGCACUUCCGCCGCUACCACGACCCCAACUUCGUGCCCACCUCCUUCGUGUGCACCAAGUGCGGCAAGACCUUCACCCGCAGGAACACCAUGGCGCGGCACGCCGAGCACUGCACCGGGCCCGACGCCGAGGGCGAGAACGGCACCACGCCCCGCAAGCCCCGGGUGGGGAGGAAGAGGAAGAUGCGCUCCAGGAAGGACGACGACGACAGCGACGAGCACGGGGAGCCCGACCUGGAUGACAUCGACGAGGAGGACGAGGAGGCCCUCCUGUCCACCACCGAGAUGGAGCUGGAGCAGGCGCCGCCCACCACCCCCGUCCCCGCCCCCAUGCCCCCGCCCGUCAAGAGGAAACGAGGCCGACCGCCCAAGAACCAGCCCAAACCCGCCCCACCGGCCGCCAUCAUCCGGGUGGAGGACGAGAGCACGGGCACGGUGGAGAACAUCAUCGUGAAGAAGGAGCCGGAGCCGGAGCCGGCGCCGGAGCAGCCGGACGCCCAGGAGGAGACGGAGGUGGAGACGGUGCAGCUGCCGGCCGUGGAGGCGGCGCCCAACGGCGACCUCACGCCCGAGAUGAUCCUCAGCAUGAUGGACCGGUGAUGCGGCGUGCCGGGGGGGCGGGGCACCGGCGCAAGCUCCGCCCCCGUCUGUCCGCCCCUGCCCAAACUCGUCUCCUCCAUCCACCUAAACACACACACGCGCGUACACACAAACACACAGAACACACACAAUACACACUGUUCACCUUAGUUGUAUAUGUCUUGGUCCCUCUUAAUUUUGGUUGAAAUAUACUAGGGAUAUUUUGGGAAUCACUUUUUGUUUAUUCAGUUUUAUAAUAUUAUUUUUUAUUUUAUUUUAUUUCCGCUUCUUUCUCCUCCUAUCCUGUUCCUCCACAGGUAACGGUCAGCCCUCCCUAUCUGAGUGCUGUGAGACGUCUUUGCCCCAUACAUAUAAAUUCUAUAUUUUUACCAGAUAAAUGCGUGUAAGAGAGUUACGGUGUAGCGAUGAUGGAUCCAUGUUCUUGUCUCUGUGGAAGACUUGCUCACACACAGUACACGUGUGGCGGGGAGGGAAGAUUUGUUUCCAUUUCGGCAGCGAACCCGACUCAGCAAUUACGCUUUGCCAGCUAGUGCGCUACGUUCAUAGGACGCCGCUACAUGGAGAGAAUGUUUCUGAUCACGUAGCAUGCUUUAACUGCUGUAAAGGAGGGGAAGGAAUAUUUUUAAUAGUAUGUAAUACACAAACACACACACACCUUCACAGACGCGUACACACACACACACACCUUUUCCCCACCCCACUGCCUUCAGACCUGUCAAAGGGAUUGUGUUGCUGAUGUUCACAACGCCUUGCAUCGCUGUGUUUGAUCCGACUCUUUUAUACACCGAGGAUUAUGAAGUUUUAACGAGACGACGAGGAAGCGCUAGCUAUCCAGCCAGAGUAGCGAUCAACGACAUCCGCCGCGACAUUUUGAGGCCUGCGAUUAUUAUGUUGUACAAAAAAGAAAGCAAUCUCGACUAGUCUCGCUUGUAAAUAUAUCUAUUUUUUUUUUCCUUUUUGUUUAAUUACGUACAUUUUAAUCUUUUUUUCUAGUGAUUGAAGACCUUGUAAAUGCUCAAUGGCAUUUUAACAGUAGCUUUGGAGAUUCUGCCGUUGAAAAGCUGUCCAUCACUAUUUCCGUCGUGUAAAUGUUCAGAACUGCUAUAAAGGAAAAUCAUGUAGGAAACACGCCCUCUUUUUCCUCCGUUAUUUUCUCUGUCCUUCACUGCUUGCAUAUUAUCCAAUCGGGGUGUUUUCGGAGCGCACUAACCCCAAGCCGAUUGGUGGUUGAGACGCCACUUUGCAUGACAUGUACAGUUAACCCCCUACCUACCCCCCCACUAUUCCUCUUACCAGUUUUUCUAUUCAGGGGUGUUUAAAGUAAAAUCACAAUAGCCACCAAGGUAAACCGUUUUACGAUCGAAUUUAAAAGCAGGGGAGUGGGUGGGGGAGGGUCUAUAAGGUCUUGUCUUUUAAACAAAACUACUGCGUUUGAAUUUCGGGGGGGGGAGCCAUUUUAUUGAGCGGGUUCAACAGGGGGUUUUAACUGUAAACGGGCAGGACCACGGUCUGAAAUUUCAAUGUAAAUCAGGAGGGGUGGGGGUCGUCAAGGAGACAGAAGGAUGCUUGUACAAAGUUUGUCACUCCUUUAAAAAGACCAUUUUUGCUGAUUCAGAAUGAAUUUUCUUUUUCUGUUAAUGCAUUCAGUUUGCUUUUUUUUUUUUUUUUGGUUAAGCUCUUAAAAACUCUUAGGUUGAAUUUUUUGUACUUAGCUGUACCUGUGUGAAAUUUUACAGUGAUUGAAAGCCAACAUAUAGAGAUUUAUUGGGGUGGGGAGGGGGAAGGGGUGCUCCGCAGAGGCCGGGGAGGAGAAUGUAUUGCUGUACAGCUAAUAAAAAAGAAAUUGACCUAA